Molecule: messenger RNA, 1133 nt
Organism: Aegilops tauschii subsp. strangulata
Lineage: Eukaryota; Viridiplantae; Streptophyta; Magnoliopsida; Poales; Poaceae
Source: RefSeq, a predicted model, not a curated record
UAUUCAUCUCCUCGAGGUUUUUGAUUUUUUGCCAUCACUUACUUGAUACUUUGAUAAUUUGCCACUCCUUACACUGUAAUUGAUCCAUUGUCACGUUUUGCUUUACACUUUGAUCUUUUGACACUUUCUCACACAAAAAUAAUACCUACAAAUGAUUGACAUAAUAUAUGCAUAAAGCAGUGGACCAAAAUACCCUUUAUGCUAGUUUCCGAUUCACCGGUUGAAAUCAAAUAGAAAGGGGAUGAACUCGUCGCCGCCGCCCCUGCCGCCGUGCUGCCAUCGCCUUUGCUGAUGGCCGCCUUCCUCCUUGCGCCGCUCUCCUCCAGUCUGUCCGCUGCCGCGCUGCCGGAAUAGCAGAUGCCGCCGGUGAUGUUGGGCGCCGCUCUCCUCCAGUUUGUCCGCGGCCACGUGUGUGUCUCGAUGGGAUCGCGUCAACAUGCUCGCCAGCGCCGCGUACUGCUGCCGCUGCUUGUGCUCGCCGCGUGCUGCUGCUGCUUAUGCUCGCCAGAAUUGAGAGGGGAGCGGCGCCACGGUCCAUGGAGAAGAAGCAGAGAAGCAGCGACGUGGUCUAUGGGGCGACGAGCACGGGGGCAACAGCGUGCGCUCCCGCAGGUGCGCGUUUUGGUGUCGGCCGAGCGCCUGCAUGGUCAUGACUCGUGGUUGUGGGCCGGCGGCUGUGGCGCACAUCAAGGGAGGGAGGGGCAGAGCGGGGCUUGGCCGGGAUUGCCGGGCGCCGGGGCCGCCGCCGCCGUCUCCUGGCAUCCUUGCCAGCGAGAGGGUGCGCAUAGUCAAUCUAUAGGGCGAGGAUAUUCUAGUCAUUUUACAUGGGACACACCCCACCAAGGGCAAAAGAUCAAAGUGCAAAGUAAAGAGCGGCAAAAGAUCAAUGACGAUAUAAAGAGUGGCAAAUUAUCAAAGUGCAAAGUAAGUGGUGGCUAAAAAUCAAAUCUUCCCAUAUCCUCACAUUGAAUUGACGUGACAACACACUGCGCGUGAGGUGACACAAGAAUCCCGGCGGCGUGUUUGGGUAUUGUGGACUUUAGAUGUGUAGUACUACCAUUUAUCUGUCGAAAUCUUUCAUCAUUCACUUAAAACAGUUAAUUUGAUCAUACAUUGAGUACCAUAUAACUGGA